Acanthosepion pharaonis is the source of this 4464-nucleotide messenger RNA. The record is from the annotation of a GenBank genome assembly. Lineage: Eukaryota; Metazoa; Mollusca; Cephalopoda; Sepiida; Sepiidae.
AUGUUUUUUUUUCCUUUUUCUUUUCCUUAUUAUAAUUUUUUAACACUUUGCUUCUUCUUCAAUUUUUCUUCAUUCAAUUUUUUCUCUUUCAUUUUUAGUCUUUUAACACGACAUUAUUUCUUUUUCCUUUCACAUUCUAUAUUUCUAUUCACUUCACCUAGUUCUUUCCCUUAUUUAGUCUUUUCUUUCUUACGCUUUUUUUAUUUCUUUUCUCAUUUCCACUUCGAUCUUCCGGUCUUUCUAUGCUUUAUCAUAUUUAUUCUUCCUUCGUCCUUCAAUCAUUUUACAUAUGUUUUGGGUUUUUUCUUUCAUUCGUUUUUUGUUUCUUUGUUUUUAUACUUUUCCGUCUUAUUUUCUUUCCUUCUUUUUCCCUUUUCUAUAUUAUUCGUUUUCUUUCUUUUUUACUUACUUUCUUUCUUUCUUUUUUUAACAUUUUUCAUCUCACUUUCUUUCCUUUUUUGCCUUUUUUCAACUUGCUCGCUGUCCAUUUUAAUUUUUCUAUCUUUCUUUUCUUCUGGCUUAACUUUUUCCAACUUACACACUAUCUUACUUUUUUUAAAUUUAUUCAAUUUUACUAUUUUUCUUUCAUUUUCACUUUUUUCGAUCUUAAUCGAUUUCCUUCUUUUUAGUUGUUCCUUCUCACUUUCUUUCUUUCUGCCUUACCUUUUUUUCAAAUUACUUUCUUUUUUUUUACUUUUUUUUUCCAUUUCACUUACUUUCCUUCUUUUUUACCAUUUUCCAUUUUACUCGCUUUCAUUCUUUUAUUUUUCCAUUUUAAUUUCUUUCUUUCUUUUAUCUGUUUCUAACAUACUUGCUUUCCUUCUUUUCACUUUUUCCAUCUUUCUUUUCUUCUUUUUUCACUUGUUCCAACUUACUCCCGUACCUUCUUUUUACUUUUUUCCUUCUUUCUUUUCUUCUUUUCACUUUUUCCAUCUUUCUUUUCUUCUUUUUUCACUUGUUCCAAUUUACUCACGUACCUUCUUUUUACCUUUUUCUAUCUUACUCAUUUUCCUUCUUUUUAAGUUUUUCAAUUUUACUUUCCUUCUUUCUUUUUUUAUGUUUCCAACAUACUCGCUUUCCUUCUUUUUUACUUUUAACAUCUUACUUUCUUUUCUUCUUAUCUGUUUCCAAAAUAUUUGCUUUUCUUCUUUUUACUUUUUUUCUUUCUUUCCUCCAUUUUCAUUUUUUCCAAGUUACUUAUCUUCUUUUUUACCUUUUCCCAUCAUACUUGCGUUCUUCUUUUAUAUCAUUCUUUCUUUCUGUUUUCUUUCAUUUUUCUUUCUUUCGGUAUCGUUUCAUUUUCUAUUUACGAUUGUUUACAUUCAUUUUCAUAUUUUUCAUUGUUUCUUUUUAAUCACCCUUUUCUCAGUAUUUUUCAAAUCUUCCAGUACCGAUGUACUUAUUUAUUUUUAUCACUUCUUUCUUUCUUCUUUCUCCCGUAUGAAUGAUUGCCUCUUUUCGUUUUUUUUAUUUUUUUCCUGUUUUGUUUUGUUUUUAUUUACAUCUUUCUCUUUUUUUAUUCAUUAUAUACUACCAUCCCACUUUCUUUCUUUUUAUUUCUUUUUUCUUUCUUUCUUUUUUUCUUUCUGUAUUUAUUUAUUUCUAAUUAUUUCGUUUACAUCUUUUUAUUUGAUCCCAUACUUUUUUCUUUUUUUGUCUCUUUCUCUCCAUCUAUACUUUGCUUGCUUUUCCCUUUUCUAUGCCUUCUUUAAUUCAUUUUUCUUCGUUGUUACUAUAUUACAUUUUCUUUCUUUCUAUUUUCCUGUCAUUUCUUUUCUUUGUUUCCUUCUUGUCAAUGCUUUUCUUUCUUUGCUUCUUGUCAGUUCUUGUCUUUCUUUGCAUCUUGUCAGUUCUAUUCUUUCUUUCCUUGAUUCUUAUCAGUUCUUUUUUUCUUUCCUUGAUUCUUAUCAGAUCUUUUCUUUCUUUCUUUUCUUUCUUUCCUUGAUUCUUAUCAGUUCUUUUCUUUCUUUCCUUGAUUCUUAUCAGUUCUUUUCUUUCUUUGCUUCUUAUCAGUUCUUUUCUUUCUUUGCUUCUUGUCAGUUCUUUUUCUUUCUUUCUUUGAUUCUUAUCAGUUCUUUUUUUUUUUCUUUUGCUUCUUUUCUUUUCUUUCUUUUUUUUUUUUAUCAGUUCUUUUCUUUUUUAUUCUUAUCAGUUCUUUUCUUUCUUUGCUUCUUGUCAGUUCUUUUCUUUCUUUCCUUGAUUCUUAUCAGUUCUUUUCUUUCUUUGCAUCUUUCAGUUCUUUUUUUCUUUCUUUUCUUAUCAGUUCUUUUUCUUUCUUUUCUUCUUCUUUUCUUUUCUUUCUCUCUUUCUACUCUUUUCUUUCUUUCUUCUUAUCAGUUCUUUUUUUUUUUCCUUGAUUCUUAUCAGUUCUUUUUUCUUUCUUUUCUUCUUAUCAGUUCUUUUUUUCUUUCUCUCUUUUUUCUCUCUUUUCUUUUUUUGCUUCUUAUCAGUUCUUUUCUUUCUUUCCUUGAUUCUUAUCAGUUUUUUUUUCUUUCUUUUCUUCUUAUCAGUUCUUUUUUUUUUCUCUCUUUUCUUUCUUUGAUUCUUAUCAGUUCUUUUCUUUCUUUCUUUGAUUCUUAUCAUUCUUUUCUUUCUUUCCUUGAUUCUUAUCAGUUCUUUUCUUUCUUUCUUUUCUUCUUCUCCAUUCUUUUCUUUCUUUCCUUGAUUCUUAUCAUUCUUUUCUUUCUUUGCUUCUUGUCAGUUCUUUUCUUUCUUUCUUUGCUUCUUAUCAUUCUUUUCUUUCUUUCCUUGAUUCUUAUCAGUUCUUUUCUUUCUUUCUUUGAUUCUUAUCUGUUCUUUUCUUUCUCUCUUUUUUUCUCUACUCUUUUCUUUCUUUGCUUCUUAUCAUUCUUUUCUUUCUUUGCUUCUUGUCAGUUCUUUUCUUUCUUUCUUUGCUUCUUAUCAGUUCUUUUCUUUCUUUCCUUGAUUCUUAUCAGUUCUUUUCUUUCUUUCCUUGAUUCUUAUCAGUUCUUUUCUUUCUCUCUUUUUUUUCUUUUUCUUUUUUUCUCUUUCUUCUUAUCAGUUCUUUUCUUUCUUUCCUUGAUUCUUAUCAUUCUUUUCUUUCUUUCCUUGAUUCUUAUCAGUUCUUUUUUUCUUUCUUUUCUUCUUAUCAGUUCUUUUCUUUUUCUUUGCUUCUUGUCAGUUCUUUUCUUUCUUUCUUUUUUUAUCAGUUCUUUUCUUUCUUUCCUUGAUUCUUAUCUUUUCUUUUUUUCUUUCUUUCUUAUCAUUCUUUUCUUCUUUUUUCUUUUCUUUCUUUGCUUCUUAUCAGUUCUUUUUUUCUUUCUUUCUUUUUUGCUUCUUAUCAUUCUUUUCUUUCUCUCUUUUUUUUUUUCUUUCUUUCUUUUGCUUCUUAUCAGUUCUUUUCUUUCUUUCCUUGAUUCUUAUCUGUUCUUUUUCUUUCUUUUCUUAUGUUCUUUUCUUUCUUUGCUUCUUGUCAGUUCUUUUUUCUUUCUUUGCUUCUUAUCAGUUCUUUUCUUUCUUUCCUUGAUUCUUAUCAGUUCUUUUUCUUUCUUUUUUGCUUCUUAUCAUUCUUUUCUUUCUUUCUUUCUUCUUCAGUUCUUUUCUUUCUUUUCCUUGAUUCUUAUCAGUUCUUUUUUUCUUUCUUUUCUUCUUAUAGUUCUUUUUUUCUUUCUCUUUUUUUCUCUCUCUUUUCUUUCUUUGCUUCUUAUCAGUUCUUUUCUUUCUUUCCUUGAUUCUUAUCAGUUCUUUUUUUUUCUUUCUUUUCUUCUUAUCAGUUCUUUUCUUUCUUUUGCUUCUUUUCUUUUCUUUCUCUCUUUUUUUCUCUACUCUUUUCUUUCUUUGCUUCUUAUCAGUUCUUUUCUUUCUUUCCUUGAUUCUUAUCAGUUCUUUUUUUCUUUCUUUUCUUCUUAUCAGUUCUUUUCUUUCUUUGCUUCUUUUCUUUUCUUUCUCUCUUUUUUCUCUACUCUUUUCUUUCUUUGCUUCUUAUCAGUUCUUUUCUUUCUUUCCUUGAUUCUUAUCAGUUCUUUUCUUUCUUUCCUUAAUUCUUAUCAGUUCUUUUUUUCUUUCUUUUCUUCUUAUCAGUUCUUUUCUUUCUUUGCUUCUUGUCAGUUCUUUUCUUUCUUUCUUUGCUUCUUAUCAGUUCUUUUCUUUCUUUCCUUGAUUCUUAUCAGUUCUUUUUUUCUUUCUUUUCUUCUUAUCAGUUCUUUUCUUUCUCUCUUUUUUUCUCUACUCUUUUCUUUCUUUGCUUCUUAUCAGCCCUCUACUUUAAAUGCUUACACUAUUCAUUACGCCCUCUUCCUUUAUAUGCUCCCCCCUUCAUUACGCCCUCUCCUUUUAUAUGAUUCUCUAUUCACUUCACCAUCUACAUUAUAUGCUCCUCUCUUCGUUACGACCUCUAACUUUAUAUGCAAUUCUCUUCACAACGCCAUCUCCCUUUAUAUGUGUCUCCCUUCAUUACACCCUCUUCUUUAUAUGCUCCUCUCUUCGUUACGACUUCUACUUUAA